UCCAUGGGAUUCUCCCCUACAAAGACAAACUUAGAUUGACUUAGGCACCACUGACAGUCAAAAGCCUGCACCUAAAGCUCAUUUUAAAGCAGCUCACCUCCUUGCAAAGCAGCUCCUAGUCAUCGGCUUUGCUCUUUUCUGUCCUGGUUGGGAAGGCAGUGAUGUCGUGGGACUGUGGUCUGAGGUACGUGUUCUCUGUGUCCCCUACACUGUCGCCGGGCAGCAUGUGCAUCCUGCACGAUAAGGAGGAUUUGUCCAAGCUAGGGAUGGUCCAGAGACUGGCUAAGGACGGCUGCCGCUUCUUGCAGAAUCACAGCAAGGCCCCGGAGAGGACAACUGAGCCUGCCCAGAAUGACGAGGCGGUCCGUGUGCUGGAGAGGGGUCGCUGUGUGUUGGUCCUUCAGAGGAUGUCGUCACAGUCGCCAGUGAAGGGAGGAGGGAGAGAGGCGGAGGAGGAGGCAAAGAAGAGGAGGUACACGGUGGUGUCAGGAACCCCGGAGAAAAUACUGGAUCACCUGCUGAGCUACCUGACGCUUGAAGAGGACCAUCUGGCGUCACAAGUCAAAGAGUCAGACACACUUUUGGACGACUUUCUGCUGACCUAUCCAGUGUUCAUGUCAACCAGCGAUUUGUGCCAAGCUCUUCUGGGACAUUAUUGCUGCAAGCGAUGCAGAGUGAAGGAGCAAGCCAUGGAGGCUCUGGAGAGGAAACAGAAAGUAGUGCACCUGGUGUCCCAGUGGAUGCUGCUCUGCAGGGGCUUCCUGAGGGAGGACGAGCACGUAAAAUUGUUCAUGAAGACUUUGUACCGCUACAUGCUGGAUGACCUUUAUGAGCACCCUGUCUUGGAGGGUGACGUGAGAGGCUUGCAGAAGCUCUAUCAGUUGCAUCGCAGACAAACGGAGGUGGAAUAUUCCCCUCAAAGAAAGAGCAAAACACUUUUCCACCAAUUGAGCCUGAAAGAGAGCAGCCUUCUGUCCAGGGCCACACACAACAGAGAGACCAAGGAAGUGCCGUGUCAUGUGUACAUCACAAUGGACUCUUACCUGAGUAUGAUGGCCCAUCCUGGGGUUGUGGCUCAGGAGUUGCUGCAGAUGGUGGCAGAGAGGAUGGACGUCUCCCAGGGGGAACUAGUGCUGGUGGCUGUCACCUAUCCUGGAGGCAGACUCCUCCUGCAGCCUCAAGACAGAGUUUUUGCACCAUUACUUCGGCCAGUGGGACGACUGCAUGUUUGCAGGAAGGACCUGGGUGAAGUCAUGAAUCCAUUAUCAGAAAACUCCAAACUGCAACAGAGAACUGCUCGCAUGCUUAAUUUAAACACUUGGGACGUGGGUGUAGCGCUCAGCAACAUGGACUGGGCCAUCUUUGACUCAAUACAUGAGCAAGAGCUGAUCUACUUCACGUUCAGACGUCAUAACAGCGGCAGCCACACGGCAGCGCUAGAGCUGCUGCUGCAGCGCUGCAAUGAGAUUCAGCUGUGGGUGAUGACUGAGGUGCUGCUGUGCACAGCACUCUGCCAAAGAGUACAGCUAAUCAAGAAGUUCAUCAAGAUAGCUGACCACUGCAAGGCACAGAGGAACCUCCACUGUUUCUUUGCUAUCAUAAUGGGCCUGAACACUGCAGCUGUCAGCCGCCUCACUCAGACGUGGGAGAAAAUUCCUGGAAAAUUCAAGAAGCUGUUUUCAGAGCUGGAGACCAUCACGGUACUCUAUAUUAUUGAUCCUUCUCAUAACCAUAAGGCCUAUAGGGACACCUUCAAGAAGAUGAAGGCACCAAAGAUCCCUUUUCUUCCUCUGCUGCUCAAAGAUAUCACUUUCAUUCAUGAAGGCAACAAGACUUUUCAUGAUAAUUUGGUUAAUUUUGAAAAACUGCACAUGAUAGCAAAUACGGUCCGUGUCAUCCGGCAGUGUCAGAAAGAUCACUUGGGGAACAGCAUCACCCAGAAGGGCAGCACAGACGUGCGUGCUUACAUGGAUUACCUUCAUAUCAUCGACAAUCAGCAGACCCUGUUUGAACUCUCACAGAGGCUGGAGCCUCGUACUUGAGAGGAAAGACAUCUUACUGUAGCUUUUCCAACAACUCAGGGCCACAAGGUUUUGCACCUGGACAAUUACCAGAGGGAACUGAUCAAUCAGGAUUCUCUUAUCUAUGUGACAUGUUAAAACUAAAAAAAGAAAUGGCAGCAUUGUUUUGUUACAACAUAUAUUUUUGUAAAGGUUUACCACUGUAUCACUGAUCCAGAUAUGUUAAUAUUGUUUUGCUGGAUUUUUCAUCCAAAUGGUUGCCUGUAUAACGCAUAGGCGAGGUAUACACUGCUGCUGUUGUACAUAUGUCCACCAGAUGGUGGCGUUUAGCAUGCAUUAUUGUUCCAGUUAGUCCAUUCUAGGGAGGUUUAGUGUAAAUUGCCUGGAUCUACCCUCUUCAUACUGCUCUUGGGAUGGAAACAGGGUCCACAGAUUGAGAGUUAAGAAUACGAGCCAACGAGCUAAAAACCCAAGCUGUCAGCUCAUAGUCCAGAGUGACGCUUCAGGGAAUAAGGUUUACCAACAUACUCUCACACGGCUGCACCAGCUUCAUUACACAAGCAUGCUCUGGAUCGACAGUUUACAAGUCAGGUGACAAAGUGAACACAACAUUAAACAUGAAAAGGAAGUAAGCUAUUUUUUUCACUGAUCACUUUUAGUCUCUGGUUAGCUUUGCAGCCAAUAAUUAUAUAGCACAAUAAUUCAUUAAGAUGACAACCGCAGAUGGUUACCUUAAAUUUAACCAAAGAAUAUUUUAACAAAUACAUGAUUUUGAGUUAAGCAUAAUCCCUCCUGCUGUUUUAAAUCAGUAUACAAUCAAAGUCUCUUUUCUUAGUGUUUAUUAUGGCACAAUGACUGCAGUACAUUAGAUAAUGUUUGACACAAUUUUUGUGAGGGGAAAAAAAACAACAACAUAGGAUUCAUUGUGGGUAAAAGGUCAAGUAAAAACAUAAUUCACAUUUAAAUAAAUGCUGCAGACAAUCAAAAUAAUGUAGCAGCAAGACACACUCGAUCAUAUUAUAUCUUAUAUUCAAAACUCUUUGCAAUCCAUUUUUCUGCCCGAAUAAAAUUAAACUAUGUAGCUUUAUAUAGACUUUCCUGACAGAAAAGAAAGUAGGUCAACUCCAGUAAGCCUCUGGAUCUAUAUUGGAGUAUGUGGUAAAAUGGUUUUAUUUAAGUAAGGGACAGAUAAUGUGAAGUUACAGAAAAUACAAUAGAAACACUUUCCUAACUUAUGAUUUAAAGUUGUUGCUGCUGCCCUAAAUCUAGAUCAUCUUAGGUAAAAUGCAAGCGUGAUAUAGUAGAAUGGGUAUUACAUUUAUUUGUUUUUUAUUAUGACAAUGGGAGAUGGGAGUCUGCAAACAAGGGGAUUUCUAUGUAUACUGUAUUGUUAAAAUAAAGUGUUUGUGCUAAUGCUAGAUAAAAUUAUUUCAGAAUCAUUUUUUUCUAUGGUCUCCACUUAUACAACUUAUGAUUUUGUGAGCACUGCUUUGGUUGGCGUGACAUGGUAAAUCGUGGAUUGACACAGUAAGCACCAAAUAAAAUAUUUUCAAUCAAAGUGAACUGUUUACUGUCAAAAAAUACUUUUGCAUUAUGGUUUUAUCAUGUCAUAUUAUGUGCUGUAUAUCAAUGAUAAUUUUUUGGGGGGUCAUGCAAAACUU
This is a messenger RNA of Nerophis lumbriciformis (worm pipefish), 3682 nucleotides long. RefSeq names its product rap guanine nucleotide exchange factor 5-like. The record is from RefSeq and is a predicted model, not a curated record. Gene Ontology annotation, biological process: Ras protein signal transduction. Gene Ontology annotation, cellular component: plasma membrane. NCBI's taxonomy places the organism in Eukaryota, Metazoa, Chordata, Actinopteri, Syngnathiformes, Syngnathidae. Gene Ontology annotation, molecular function: guanyl-nucleotide exchange factor activity.